Molecule: messenger RNA, 1308 nt
Organism: Spinacia oleracea (spinach)
Lineage: Eukaryota; Viridiplantae; Streptophyta; Magnoliopsida; Caryophyllales; Amaranthaceae
Product: protein transport protein SEC13 homolog B
Exons: 2
Coding region: 238-1146 (302 amino acids)
Biological process (GO): protein import into nucleus; COPII-coated vesicle budding
Cellular component (GO): nuclear pore outer ring; COPII vesicle coat
Molecular function (GO): structural molecule activity; protein binding
Source: RefSeq, a predicted model, not a curated record
UUUUAUUUAUUUUGGUUAUCAAUUAUGUACUCGUGUUCCAGCAAUUGAUGAACAUCUUUUUCUAAAUCUCGUCGGUUUUUCUCCGAUUUCUCACAACAAUCUCUCUCUCUAUCUCUCCCUCCCUCUCCAAUUUCUUUUGCUCCGCACAUUCUCUUCUUCAGUUGGUGGAAGUUUAGCUGAAUUUGAGAAGUGGGAAGAGAAGUUUUAUUGUGCCGAGGAAGGAUAAGACUGCACAAAAUGCCUGCACAAAAGAUUGAAACCGGUCAUAGUGAUGUGGUUCAUGAUGUUCAAAUGGAUUAUUAUGGAAAACGUGUUGCCACUGCAUCGUCUGAUGCCACGAUUAAGAUAAUUGGUGUGGGCAGUAGUUCAGCUGCACAGCCUCUUGCUACAUUGACUGGCCAUCAAGGCCCUGUUUGGCAGGUUGCAUGGGCACACCCGAAAUUUGGGUCUAUUCUUGCUUCGUGUUCCUAUGAUGGUAGGGUGAUUAUAUGGAAGGAGGGAAAUCAGAAUGAGUGGGCACAAGCUCAUGUGUUCCAUGAACACAAAGCCUCGGUUAAUUCCAUCUCUUGGGCACCUUAUGAAAUAGGGCUGUGUUUGGCUUGUGGAUCGUCUGAUGGGAGCAUCUCGGUCUUCACUGUUCGUUCUGAUGGUGGUUGGGAAACCAACAAGAUUGAUCAAGCUCAUCCUGUUGGGGUGACAUCUGUUUCGUGGGCUCCAGCAACAGCUCCAGGAGCUCUUGUUGGAUCAGGAUUGCUAGAACCUGUUCAUAAACUGGUUUCUGGGGGUUGUGAUAGUACCGUGAAAGUGUGGAAGCUUUACAAUGGGACAUGGAAGAUGGACUGCUUCCCUGCUCUUCAGAUGCACUCAGAUUGGGUGAGAGAUGUGGCUUGGGCUCCUAAUCUAGGGCUUCCUAAGUCCACAAUUGCUAGCGCUUCACAGGAUGGAACUGUAGUUAUAUGGACAGUGGGCAAAGAAGGUGAGCAAUGGGAGGGCAAAGUUUUGAAGGACUUCAAGACUCCUGUUUGGAGAGUAUCUUGGUCUUUGACAGGGAACUUGUUGGCCGUUGCAGAUGGUGACAACAAUGUUACGUUGUGGAAAGAGGCGGUUGAUGGAGAGUGGCAGCAGGUUUCAACAGUGGAACCAUAGGUUUUUCACAAUUCUCUUUGUAAUUUCUACCUUACUACAUUUUCUCUUUUUAUGGACAUGACUGAACUAGUUGUUAGUCUGUUGCUGCUGCAGUUUUGUUGUGUGGUGAAUACUGUUUAAUGUAUUGUCUAGUAUGAUAUUGUCUUACAAUUUUUUACAUCA